AUGACUGCUCCGACCGUGCCGGUGGCGUUGGUAACAGGCGCCGCGAAGCGUCUUGGCAGCGGCAUCGCUGAGGCACUCCACGCGGAGGGGUACGCUGUCUGCUUGCACUAUCAUCGAUCUGCUGCAGACGCGAACACGCUAGCCGCGACGCUCAACGCAAGGCGACCGAACAGCGCCAUUACGGUGCAGGCGGACCUGAGCAACAUCGCCAAAGCCUCGGUCGGCGGCACUGAUGGCUCCGCACCUGUUACCCUGUUCAAGCGCUGUGGUGACUUGGUGGAUGCGUGCUACACCCACUGGGGACGCUGCGACGUCCUCGUGAACAACGCCUCUUCCUUCUACCCCACGCCGCUGCUGAGGAAAGACGAGGAUGGACACGAGUCCGGUGUCGGAGAUAGGGAGGCGACGGAGGCGGCCACCGCUGACCUCUUCGGCUCCAACGCGAUUGCGCCUUACUUCCUGAUUAAGGCGUUUGCACAGCGCGUUGCGGACAUCCCAGCCGAGCAGCGCGGCACCAACUACUCCAUCGUCAACAUGGUCGACGCCAUGACGAACCAGCCUCUUCUCGGGUACACCAUAUAUACCAUGACCAAAGGCGCGUUGGAGGGGCUUACACGGUCUGCCGCGCUGGAGCUUGCACCGCUGCAGGUUCGAGUGAACGGCGUCGGUCCGGGUGUGUCGGUGCUCGCCGAUGACAUGCCCCCUGCUGAGCGGGAGGACUACUGCAGCAAGGUGCCGCUGUACCAGCGGGAUUCCUCCGCCGCAGAGGUGAGCGACGUUGUUAUCUUUCUGUGCUCCUCCAAGGCCAAGUACAUCACCGGGGCCUGUGUCAAAGUUGAUGGUGGGUACAGCCUGACCCGCGCCUGA
This is a messenger RNA of Leishmania mexicana MHOM/GT/2001/U1103, 867 nucleotides long. Its product is annotated as pteridine reductase 1. The transcript has a single exon. The coding region runs from base 1 to 867 and encodes 288 amino acids. The record is from RefSeq and is a predicted model, not a curated record. NCBI's taxonomy places the organism in Eukaryota, Euglenozoa, Kinetoplastea, Trypanosomatida, Trypanosomatidae. Gene Ontology annotation, molecular function: oxidoreductase activity.